AUGUCAUGCUUGUGCCCUAUACCUAUUCGCACUGUGCAGGUCGUCGUUUCAACUGCGGCCACAUAUCAAAAAGUCGCAUAUGCCAGUUCCAGCAUCUGGAUAGUAUCGUUAAGGGCUUUCGGGAUUUAUCCGGUUACAAUGGUCAUUGUCGUCGGUGAUCAAUGGCGACAUCAUUAUCAGCGCUUGGCGGUGACUCUUAUCAAAGGGAGCUGUGAUGAUUGGAUACUGUGGAGGCUCGGAACACUAGUUUUGGGACUAGCUUGGACUGGCCUCGUCGCUGUCUCCGCAGAUGUGCAACUCACGUUCGGUGCUGACGGACCCCUGAUAAUAUUACAAGGUGAUUUGUCCAGUUAAGCAAUGUAGCGCAACGGAGGCAAUCCCAUGAGUCAGUUGGGGGUGAGCAGGCCCACUAAGGGGAUGAGGGAAGCUGGAAUAUC
Molecule: messenger RNA, 437 nt
Organism: Cantharellus anzutake
Lineage: Eukaryota; Fungi; Basidiomycota; Agaricomycetes; Cantharellales; Hydnaceae
Exons: 5
Coding region: 1-354 (117 amino acids)
Source: RefSeq, a predicted model, not a curated record